CGACCUCCCCGCGGCCCUCAGCGCCCGCCCGCCCGGAGCAGCUCCCGCCCCACGCUCCUUGUAGCCACAAUGGCAACGUCAUCAGAAGAAGUGUUACUGAUUGUAAAGAAGGUCCGCCAGAAGAAGCAGGAUGGAGCUCUGUACCUUAUGGCUGAGAGGAUAGCGUGGGCACCCGAAGGCAAAGACCGCUUCACAGUCAGCCACAUGUAUGCAGACAUAAAAUGCCAGAAAAUCAGUCCAGAAGGUAAAGCUAAAAUUCAGCUUCAGCUAGUACUGCAUGCAGGGGACACAACCAACUUUCACUUCUCCAACGAAAGCACAGCAGUGAAGGAGCGAGAUGCAGUAAAGGACCUUCUUCAACAACUCUUGCCCAAAUUCAAGAGGAAAGCUAAUAAAGAACUUGAGGAGAAGAACAGAAUGCUGCAAGAAGAUCCUGUUUUGUUUCAGCUCUAUAAAGACCUUGUUGUGAGCCAAGUAAUCAGUGCUGAAGAAUUCUGGGCCAACCGUUUAAGCCUGAAUGCAGGGGAUAAUUCUGCAGCACCUAGUAAGCAGGAUGUGGGCAUCUCUGCAGCAUUUCUGGCUGAUGUACGACCUCAAACAGAUGGCUGCAAUGGUCUGAGGUACAAUUUGACUUCAGAUAUCAUUGAAUCCAUAUUUCGAACAUAUCCUGCAGUAAAAAUGAAAUACGCAGAAAAUGUUCCACAUAACAUGACAGAAAGGGAAUUCUGGACACGAUUUUUUCAGUCUCAUUAUUUCCAUCGGGACAGACUCAAUACAGGCUCAAAAGACCUCUUUGCUGAAUGUGCCAAACUGGAUGAGAAAGGGUUAAAAGCAAUGGUGUCUCAAGGAGUGAAAAACCCUAUGAUAGAUUUAACAGCUUUGGAAGACAGAACGUUAGAUGAAGGCUAUGGUGUUGCUCCUGUGGCCUCUACAUCAAAUGCCUCAAAAACUGCUAGAGAAAGUAGCAAUGCUGCCAUUAUAAAACGCUUUAAUCAUCAUAGUGCCAUGGUCCUUGCAGCUGGCCUCAGAAAACAAGAAGCACAAAAUGACCAUUACAGUGAGACCAGCAGUACGGAUGGAAACUCCAGGGAUUCAGAUUUCUUUCAACCACCCAUGAAAAAGGUGAAACUACAGGAAUCCAUUGAAUAUGAAGAUUUAGCAAUGAAUAAUAGCACUAAAACUAUUGCACUAAAUUUAAAGAAAUCUGACAGGUAUUAUCAUGGUCCAACUCCAAUUCAAUCACAGCAAUAUGCAACCAGUCAGGAUAUAAUUAAUUCUUUUCAUAGUAUUAGGCAAGAAAUGGAAGCAUAUGUACCCAAUCUAACUCAGGUUCUUUCAAGUGGUGAUGCUACUAGCACUAUUGCAGUCCUGUCACCUGGAGGAGCACUUAUGCAGGGUGGAACACAGCAAGCCAUAAACCAGAUGGUGCCAAAUGACAUUCAGUCUGAACUAAAACAUUUAUACGUAGCAGUAGGGGAACUGCUAAGACACUUCUGGUCCUGCUUUCCUGUUAACACGCCAUUCCUAGAAGAAAAGGUUGUGAAAAUGAGGAGCAACUUGGAAAGAUUUCAGCUUACAAAGCUCUGCCCAUUCCAAGAAAAGAUUCGGAGACAGUAUUUAAGCACAAAUUUGAUAAGUCAUAUAGAAGAGAUGCUGCAGACAGCCUACAAUAAGUUCCACACGUGGCAGUCCCGGCGUAUGCUGAAGAAGACGUGAGAGUGCAUGCUGUACAGGUUUGAGAACAAAAGUCUGCAAUAGGGAUAGGAGUACAACCUAGCACAUGUGCAGAUCUUAUAGUUGUUGCAGGAAGACCUGCAACCUAUGGACUUCUGGAAACGAUGCUAACUGAACUUGCACAUUUUUUUGAAAAAAAAAAAAAGAACUGAGAUUAAACUUGAAAACUAGGGAGAAGAACAAGAACGAACCAAAACAGAAGAGCUGAGGCGCAAAACUAUUUAAAAGACACUGUUUACUGCAGUUACUCAGGAACUGCUUUUGAUUUGCAUUAAGAGCUGCUUUCGGAAAUAAAAAAUUUAAAGAGGGCGUAUUAAUAAAA
Phasianus colchicus (ring-necked pheasant) is the source of this 2056-nucleotide messenger RNA. RefSeq names its product general transcription factor IIH subunit 1 (gene GTF2H1). Gene Ontology annotation, biological process: nucleotide-excision repair; DNA-templated transcription. Gene Ontology annotation, cellular component: transcription factor TFIIH core complex. The record is from RefSeq and is a predicted model, not a curated record. Lineage: Eukaryota; Metazoa; Chordata; Aves; Galliformes; Phasianidae.